AAUGUUUAAUAUCUUUUCACCGAGAGUUUGGUAACAGGGAACAGGGUCCACACUGGAGAGGCACAACUAAAACAAGAUGCUGCAGGAAUUCAAGGCUUUUGCACGAGGUUUCAGCUUCUGCGGUCUCUUGUGUCGCGGUGGAAAGUGUUUAGGUGGAUACUUCCUCCUCGCUAGAUCAACCUCAGCUCGUUGACCCAGUGGGAAGUAGCUCUUUUCUCACCUCAUCCCUGCCUCCUCCCUUCAGGCCAAGGGGACGGUUCUCGCCGCCUUUGUCCCUGUGUUUAUUCUACCCACGCCCCCCCCCCCCUUCCAAAUGCUUUCAAUGGAAGAGGGAGUUACGUUUCAUUCCCGCCUUUGAAUUUUAAAACCCAAAGAAGCAAAGGACAGGGGGGCGUCUCAAGCGUCCAAUGGAUAGAAAUGGUUGCAAACUUCUCCGUUGAAGAAAUGCAAGCCAGUGAAGAGAGGGCUCCAGUAAGGAAUGUGAAAGAGGAAAAUGGAGAUGAUGUUGACAACGCAGAGCCAGGUUCUGACGAUGAAAGUUCUGCAGAAUCUGAAAAGGUGGAGUCUGAUUCGGACACAUCCGAGGCAGAUUCAGAUCCAGGCACAGAAGACACAGAAGAUCCUCAGUUGUUAAAUCAGGAACCAGAAAACUGCAGCACUGAUGAGACAGCAACCACAAAUCCACACCCAGGCUUCUACAUCAAGUCACCAUGUCCAUUCUGUGACAGACAUCAGAAUCAAAACUUUGAACAAGUAACACCAAGACACAUCUCGGAGGAGCGUUUCUGUUUGAAGUUGCAGCACGAAGGAAGCUAUCAAUGUGUUGCCACCGGCCUGGUAUUUGAAGUGACAGAUAAAGUUGACAUUAUUUACUCAAUUCUGUCCUGGUGUAAAUAUGACACCUUUCUGAAAGACAACUGGAAACUCUGUGGCCCACUGUUUGAUGUGAAGAGUGACCCCACCAGACUAAAAAGCAUUUACUUCCCUCACUCUCUCUGCUUAGCAAAUAGCUCAUCUGAUUUAAAAUUUAAAAUUUUACACAUAAAGGACAAGGAUGCUGAAAUAGAGCCAGUUACCGAUCAUUCAACGUCACAUGUUCAGUGGAAUGUGAGUUCUUUGUCGCCUGUUGGACCAAUAUUCCAGAGCUCUUCCCAGGAUGUGCAACAUCACGGAGCGGUGCUGAUUUACAAAGUCAUUAAUGACCAUCAGUCCUUACUGUUUCAUGUGUACAUAGCAGCAAACAAUGAUUCUGUAAUUAAGGACAUCAUAAAGGCAGAGAAACACACAAAACAAAAAUCUGUGAAAAUCGAUAAGCCCACAGCUUGCUACAAAAAGCUGACCAGCGGCAAAACAUAUCGACUCCUGAGCGAACCGUCCGCAGAGAUAAUCCCUGAGGAGAUUGAAUUCAUGGACAUGACAUCUUUUAAAUGUAAAAGUUACUUUGAAGUAUAUUUAGAACAAGGAGAAGAUCUUCAGCUGAAACUGAUGGACAAAGAGUCAGAUGAAGUCAUAUGGACAUCCAAACUGCGGGAGUGUGACUGGCCGAUCAAUAAGCAGAAUGAACCAGCAAAAGAAAGAAACAUUAACAAAAAUAGGAGGAGAAGAUCAAGCUCUGAAAUCUUGGCGGAAGAUACCAAUGUCAAAAAGCCACGUGUGGAUAAUACUGCAGAUGGAUUAACGUGCAAAAGGAAUAAUUAUAUGACUGAUAAACAGUUAAUGCAAUUGGCGGCAAAACUGGGAAAGAACUGGCAGAUUAUCGCCAUAAGCUGCCUCGACCUCGAGUACCAAGAUGUUGUGACAAUUAAAAAUGAAAAUGAAAUACUUACAAUGCAGAUAUUUACCAUGUUGCAAACAUGGAGGAAUAAAGAAUUGAACAAUGCAACUCCAACAAAUCUCCACGAAAAGCUCUCCCAAGCCGACAUCGCAUGUGAUGCCCGGGUCAUUCUAGAAGGUUUUUGUUAUCAAGAAAAGAAUGACAAAGAACCCCAGGAGCAGAGGCAAAACCUUCAGGGUCAAUAAUGUGAUCUAUGACUCAAUUAUUCACAGUUCACCAUUUUGGAAUACACAUCUGAGAUGUUGAUGAUGCUAGAAAGGCAAAGGUUUAUUGUCCAUCCCGACCUAUCCAUGAGGUGGUUUUGGCAAAAUGACUUCUUGAACCACUACAGUCCAGGUAGUUUGUGUGAUUGGGACGGCCAAGAUUGUGACCCAGCAAUGAUGGAGAAGCUGUAAAUGUUUCCUCAUUACAUUCGCAAUUGGCCUGGAGAAGAGUGGCGAUCCCAAAAAAACAGUACUAUAUCAAGCUGGUCGAAAACAGAUUUUACGAAAUACUGCUGAACAAACCUUGCUUUAGUGCAUUGGGGAUGGUAUAACUCCAGCUGCCGUGAACCAGUGUUUGAGGGACUAUUUAAGAAACAAUCAAAUUGCUUAGAACCUCUUGUGCGUUGUUGUGGCUGCAUCCCAUCACACUCUUCCUGAAUAGGGUUUUUUGAUGGAAGUGAGGAAUCGUUGCAGAAUAUAUUGCUUCAGAUUUACUCUUAUAGCUGAAUCAGUUAAAACUCCACUCAAUAUCAUCCCCCUGUGAGAUACAAGGAACUGCAGAUGCUGGUUUACAAAAAGGGACACAAAGUCUGAAGAAGGAUCCUGGCCCAAAAUGUCAUCUAUCCAUGUUCACCAGCAAUGCUGGUUGGCCCCUGAGUUACUCCAGCACUUAUGUACCUGUUUUUUAUUCCUCAAUGAUGGUGAUGGUGGUAGAUCUGACCAUGAUAAUUUCAUGGAACGUCAAGGGGAGGUGAUUGAUUUCACCUUUAAUGACACCUUCCAUUAUCUUGUGGACCACAGUGGAGGUUUGCUCUGCAAUGUCUCUCCGUUUGUGCAUUGAAAUGCCAGAUUACAUUCUUUCAGUGAAUGCCGGUUUUGCUGGAGCAGCUAAACUUGAGGUGUGACAGGACCUGGAGCCUCAGUCUUCAGCUAUACAAAUUCAAUGUCGUCCGGGCGACAUGCUCUAUAACAUCAUGGGCUCAUUGCAUUUUGAGUGACACAUAAAAAUGGAAGGCUUUCUUCUGUGCGGGAGAGGACUUCAAAAAGAACCUAGAGGGCUGUCCCACUUUCACGACCUAAUUCACAACCUUUUUUACUCGUGGACAUUUUUCAUCAUGCUAGAAAAAACGCCCCGACCUACUUGAUGCCACGAGUAACCACGACUAGCAUCACGGCCUGCUACGACCUACCUACACCCUCCUACGACCUUGUGACGACCAUGCUGCGAGUACGAGUCAAGGGCAAACUCGGCAGAGGUCGGGAAUUAGGUCGUGAAAGUGGGACAGGCCCUUAAGACAGGUUGUACACUGCUCCAAUACUUCACUCUCAUCUUUUGCAAGCACAAUUUGGCUUCCCUAUCAUUUGGGUUGGUGAUCUCAGCUGUUUUAUUUCAGCGAUAGAACUGUAGUCCUUUGAGUUUAUCCAUUGGACAUGAGACCGCUUAGAAUAGCUUCAAUAGAAUGCUGCUUUUUCUGUUUAGAAUAUAGUUUGUCUUCGACUGCAGCUUCACCAAGUACUGUACCUCAUUUUAGGUACAGCUGGUGGAGCCCUGGGAUUGUUCUUCAACACUCCUUGUUCAACUGGGAAUGGUCCCAAGGCUUAGUGGUAAAGAGACGGGACUGCACGGAUUUAUUAAUUUUCAGAAUGUGGUAGAAUUCAGUUCUAUUGAUAUUGAUGACUUUCAGCAUCUUGUGGAUCUUUUGAGGUUUAUCUCAUGAAGGAAUGAUGGCACCACGGAAUAGUGUGGAGUUUGUAAAGACUGGAGUUUGCUCUCGAACGAUACGGGUAACAAUGGCCCAUUCAACACUGCCAUGAUUUUUUUUUACAUGAGGUCAAUUGGACUUUCCCUUCAUUUGGUUCUCUCACCAUCUACCACUGUGUUUACAAUGCCAACUCCCAGUGAUCCAAAUGAAUUGUAUUAAUAUAAAUAUCAUGCAGAUUUAAUAGAACCAAUUGGUUGCAAAGUCAAUUGAAAGAACAGUCACGUUGACAGUGAUUUGGACUCACAUUUAGGUCCAAUGGGCAGGCCCAGCACAUUCUCUUCCUGCAAGAUUAUUUGUGAAUAUCGUGGCUUACAUUUUCCAAAAGGUCCAUUUUGUAAAAAACAAAAUAUUCAAGAGAAAUUGUCUUUGUGGAUCUUUAAAUUGAAAGGUUAGUUACAAAACCACAUGGUGUGAA
This is a messenger RNA of Leucoraja erinaceus (little skate), 4215 nucleotides long. RefSeq names its product NACHT, LRR and PYD domains-containing protein 1b allele 3. NCBI's taxonomy places the organism in Eukaryota, Metazoa, Chordata, Chondrichthyes, Rajiformes, Rajidae. Gene Ontology annotation, molecular function: protein binding. The transcript has 17 exons. Gene Ontology annotation, biological process: regulation of DNA-templated transcription elongation; signal transduction; mRNA export from nucleus. The coding region runs from base 418 to 2019 and encodes 533 amino acids. The record is from RefSeq and is a predicted model, not a curated record. Gene Ontology annotation, cellular component: THO complex part of transcription export complex.